AAAUUGUAACUAUAAAUCACAAAUUUUAACAUAUAACAGUAAGAUAGACUUAAUACAUUAAACAUUAUGGCUGACAGUGAUGAUGAGUAUGACCGUAAAAGGCGCGAUAAAUUUCGUGGCGAAAGAGGGACUGCUGAAGGAAGCAGUUAUCGAAGUAGCGAUCGCAGAGAAGAGAGGAGCCGUGGUCGAGAAGAAUGGUCAGAAAGAUCUCGAGGAGGUCGUUCUGGUCCUGACUACAGAGACUACAGGGGAGGAGCGAGUGCCAGCCGCGGGUAUUCUCCUAUAAGAGGAGAAGGACCACCAAGUAAGAGAAUCAGACCUGACUGGCCAAUAGAUGAUAGAAGAUAUGGAGGUAUGCCUCAUGAUGCAUACGGUUCCUAUGGCUGGGGUCAUGAUCACUUUGGCCCACAUCCAGCACACCAGGGUUAUGGACAACCAAUGCCACCUGUACCGGCAAGAGAUGCAGUUUUACCGAUGGGGCCUUCAGAUGGUCCUCCCACGAUGAUGUCUUUCAAAGCCUUCCUGGCUGCACAAGAUGACUCUAUCACAGUAGAUGAUUCUAUUCAGAAGUAUAAUGAAUACAAAUUGGAGUUCAGGAGACAACAGCUCAAUGAAUUCUUUGUUGCCCAUAAAGAUGAAGAAUGGUUCAAGAUCAAAUAUCAUCCAGAGGAAUCUGUAAAACGUAAAAAUGAGCAGUUGGCAGCAUUGAAGAACAGAUUAAAUGUGUUCCUGGAGUUAUUGGAGCAAGGGGAACUAGACAAAGUGACAGUUGAUGUGGACAAGUCUGAAAAAUUAGUGAGACUGCUUGAUACGGUGGUCAUCAAGUUGGAAGGUGGCACCGAAGAAGACUUGAAGGCACUUGAUGACCCGCAACCGCAGGAAAAUUCAACUACUACUGAGAAACAACCAGAAAAAAUCAAUACAGAGAAGCCAGUUGUAAUUGAUGUUGAUGAAGUUAAAGUUAAGGAAGAGAAAGAAAAACCAGAGGAAGAUAAGGACAAGAAAGCAGAGUCUCCCAAGCCAACUGCACCACUCACUAUGGAGAUAGAUCCCCACUUGCGUCAACUUCAGGAACAGGCCAAGAUGUUUUCGAGGUUCAAUUCCCAACCCGGCAGCGACAACGAAGCAGAAAAACCACCAGAGAAGGAACCUCCUCCACCGGCCGUGUCAUCUUCUAGUUCAUCAUCAUCUAGUUCCUCUUCGUCUAGUUCAGAAGACGAGGGUGAAUCCGCCACUCGAAGGAAAUCUAAAUCUAAGUCCAAGACCCCCGACAAGUCCCCGAAACGGAAGGAAAAGUCCCCAAGUGUAGAAAGAAUUGAGGAGGAACCCAAAGCCGCUCAGGACAAAGAAAAGACGGAAGAAGAAAAGUCAGAAGGCACAAAUGAUGUUAUUGUAGAGAAAAAGGAGUCUCGAGCUUUGCACAAAACUACUUCGAUAUUUUUGAGAAAUUUGGCGCCUUCUAUAGCUAAAGCGGAAGUUGAGGCUAUGUGCAAGCGGUACGGCGGGUUCCUGCGCGUGGCGCUCGCGGACCCGCUGCCCGAGCGGCGCUGGUUCCGGCGCGGCUGGGUCACCUUCCGCCGUGAGGUCAACAUUAAAGACAUCUGCUGGAACCUCAAUAACAUACGCCUGCGCGAGUGUGAAUUGGGCGCGAUAGUGAACAGAGACCUGCAGCGGCGCAUCCGCGCGGUGUCGGGGGUGACGCUGGAGCGGCCAGUGCUGCGCGCCGACGCACGUCUCGCCGCACGACUUGCGCAUCUCCUUGACACGCGCACACAUCUCUGGCAGACCGACAACGACGCUGACAACACUGAACAAACAUCGCCUGACAACUUCAGUCUUAACUCGAAGAAUCCAGUGCUGCAUAAGAUAACGGAGCAUCUGAUCGAGGAAGCGUCCACAGAGGAGGAGGAAUUACUUGGGUUAGAAGCGUCUUCAGAACCCAGUACUACGGAGCAACCUGAUCCAGAUUUGAUUCGCGUUUUGGACCGCCUCGUCCUGUAUUUACGCAUCGUCCACUCUGUAGAUUACUACAACCAUUGCGAGUACCCUUAUGAGGAUGAAAUGCCCAACCGCUGCGGUAUCAUGCACGCGCGCUCUGGUCCACCACCUAAUAAGCCAACGCAACAAGAAAUACAAGACUAUAUCAAAUCAUUUGAAAGCAAAAUGUCUUCAUUCUUGCAAGACGCUAAACCAUUAUCUGAUGAAGAGUUGCAGAAACUGGGGAUAAAGGACCCUGAUGCAGAAGUAGAGAAAUUUAUCCAAGCUAACACUCAAGAGUUGUCGAAGGACAAAUGGUUGUGCCCUCUUAGCGGUAAAAAGUUUAAAGGUCCAGAUUUUAUUCGAAAACACAUAUUCAACAAGCAUGCUGAAAAGGUGGACGAGGUGCGCCGCGAGGUGGCGUACUUCAACGCGUACGUGCGGGACGUGCGCCGCCCGCAGCAGCCCGAGCCGCCGGCGCGUGCGCAGCCCGCCUCCCACCACCCGCACUCCGCGCACGCCCCGCCCCCCGCACCGUACGUACACACGUACGGCGGAGGUCCGGGCGGUGGCGGCGCGGGGGCACGCGGCUGGGGCUGGGGCGGCUGGGCCCCGCCCGCGCCCUACGCACCACGACAUCCGCGCUUCUCACGACCCAGGGGUGAGGCCGCGGAGUUCCGCCCGGUCGUUCACUACCGAGACUUGGACGCGCCGCGCGAACCUGACGACUUCAUUUAACACAACAAUACUUUAACAAGAUACGUUUGUCCCGUAAACUUAUCAUCAGAAAUAAAAAUACACUAGUUUUGCACACAUUAAUUAUUGAAUUACAAAUUGAUAUAAGAAUAA
Molecule: messenger RNA, 2826 nt
Organism: Papilio machaon (common yellow swallowtail)
Lineage: Eukaryota; Metazoa; Arthropoda; Insecta; Lepidoptera; Papilionidae
Gene: Ars2
Product: serrate RNA effector molecule homolog
Exons: 16
Coding region: 67-2715 (882 amino acids)
Biological process (GO): mRNA processing; primary miRNA processing
Cellular component (GO): nuclear body
Molecular function (GO): nucleic acid binding
Source: RefSeq, a predicted model, not a curated record